UCUGAAACGGAGAUUCUGGCGCCUUGUUCCAGGACUUUUUUUUUUUCUCUUUUCUUUUCAGUACAGGGAAAGGGUAGUAGAAUUGGGUUAAGGGAGAGAGUUGCAGGUAAUUUCCACAGAAGAUGCGGCGCCGAUGAUCAGCUGCUGCCGGGACCGGCAGAGCGCUUGUGCUAGAGAACAGGUCCGAGAGAUAUGAAUGAACUUCCAGAGAUGAGAGUACAGGAAAUGAAAGGAGAAGAAAGAAUUAUGUUCCAGCAAACAACGUCGGUGAGCGCAGUUAGUUUCCCAAGCUCAGCUCAGCUCUCGCGAGACUGAUGUAAUUCAGGUUAAGGUCAGGUCCAGUGGUUCACACGUCCAGCUGGAAUCCCCUGACUUGACUCGUCGCCGCUAACGCCGGAAGGUGGCGAAAGAAGAGGAGAGAGCGGAGAAGUGAGGAAUGCAGAAGGUAAAGAAGAAAGAAGGGAUAGGGCUAGGGGAAGAUGAUGGGGAUGGGAUGGAAGCGUGGGAAGACGUGUCCGAAGCCAGACUGCGGGUGGAGCGCGAUGGGAAGCGGAAGCAGAAGCAAGAGGAUGAGGACAAGAGAGAGAGGGAAGGACAGCGGCGAUCUCGACCUCAACUCUCCUCCGGCCUUCUCUCGGCUUCGGUUGAACUUCCGCUCCGGACCCCAGAUCGUGACGCGUCGGGAUGGUGUUGUUUCGAACUCUAUUAGGAUCGCAAAUGAUUCACGAAUUUUCUUUUUAGCUGUGAACUACUCCAUCAGAGAUGUGCAGUGUCCUCUGUCUGCUGUGAUUGGUCGUGGAGAGCAGUGCUGCUUCUCACGCCGGCCAUUUGCUUCUCCGUCCGAGAGAGAGAAAGAGAGACCGUGCUAUUCAUAGCCCGGCCUAGAUUGUUGACUAUAUGUGAUCGCGUUAUCGAUAAAACCCCCAUCCUCGAACGAGCUAAUUACAUUCUAUGACUACUACCUGCUUAUCCCAGUCUCUUUGGCAUUCCUCAAUUAUUUUCAGCUAGCCCAGCCAACGCCAUGGCGGUCAUACAAGUGGAAAAAGAAAGUGGAUGCAGUUACCUGCCUGCGUAUACGUCCAUUCUCAUCACCAUAACU
Aspergillus eucalypticola CBS 122712 is the source of this 1099-nucleotide messenger RNA. RefSeq lists its product as uncharacterized. The record is from RefSeq and is a predicted model, not a curated record. Lineage: Eukaryota; Fungi; Ascomycota; Eurotiomycetes; Eurotiales; Aspergillaceae. The transcript has a single exon. Bases 480 to 875 code for a protein of 131 amino acids.